Molecule: messenger RNA, 943 nt
Organism: Spinacia oleracea (spinach)
Lineage: Eukaryota; Viridiplantae; Streptophyta; Magnoliopsida; Caryophyllales; Amaranthaceae
Exons: 1
Coding region: 158-736 (192 amino acids)
Source: RefSeq, a predicted model, not a curated record
AAUCUUAAAUUCGACCGUUGUAAAACCCCUGCUUCCCCGCUCUCUCACUUCACAAUCCUUCAUCCUAAAAUCCCUGCAACAAACUCUCCCACAAUCUUCACUCUCCCUAGUAAGUCAUAACCCCACCUGCUCUUUCACUCUCAUCAAAAGUACAGUAAUGGAAUCAAAACAACAACACCCACUUCACCAAAUAGCCGAAACCCCAACCCACAAACUCCUCCUCAAACAAUGGCUCAAAGAACAAGACCUAAUCCUUGGUCGAGUCUCCCUCAAAGAAUCCCAAAUUGACGGUGUUCGAAAGGAAAUCACAAACCUCUACACAAUCUUCUUCCUAUUCCACUCAUUAUCACUCCUCCUCCUAUUCAACAUCUCCUCCACCGGCUCCUCUGCCGCGGCCUGUAAGAAGUCAUGGGUUCCCUCACUCUGUUCCUUGCUGUUUUCAAUGGCGGUGAUUUGGGCGGUUAGGUAUAAGACCGAUGUGGAGGGUCAUCUUGAGAAGCUGCUGGAAAGGGAGAAGGAAGAUUGGAAGUUGCUAGGGAAGUGUGUGGAGGAGCUUAAGAAAAAAGGGAUUGAAUUUGAUUUGUUGAAGGAGGUGGAUGCGCUUCGAAGAGCGAAAAGUAUGCGGAUUGAGACGAAAGCUGUGAAGAAAUGGUCUGCUAGAGAUUUUGUUUCUCUCUUCUUCUUUGCUCUUUCUUGUAUUUUUCUGGGUCUUACUAGAAUCAUCUUGUGUAGUUAGGAAAACAAAUUUGUUGGGUAAAUUUUGGAAUUUUAUUUGAUUUGGGGUUUUGGUAAGAUGAUUAAUUCGAUUUUUUCCGUUGUUAUUAGUACUGUAAGAUGAUUACUUUGAUUAAGUGCAGAACAUUCUGUUCUGCGUUAUUUGUAAUUUGACAAUACCAAAAAUCAGAAUGUAGCGGUUAUAAUAAUAACAGAAUUUCCUGUGUAA